ACGCAAUUUGCAAAUACUUCAGCAUCUGCUGACUCGCUGUCGACACUGCUCGCGUUAAUUGAACAUUUUUGUUAACCGAUCAGCAGAAAUUCGUUCGCAUUCUCCGCUUCAGUCACCGCGAUGGCUGUCGCUGGUUAUAAAAUUUGUCUUUCCCUUCUCGUCGGGAUUGUUGCGCUCGCGAGAAAUUCUACGUGCUGGAAUUUCAAAGCGGUGGAUCUUCCGGAAGAUGUUUUCAUCCCGAGAUUCGCAAUUUGGCGGAAUCGCGCUUUCCUGGCUGUCCCUAGAUGGCAGAGAAAUGGAACUGCCGAAGAAACCGGGACCUUGUUCGAAGCAGUUUGGCCGGAGUCUGGCUUCCCAGCCGUCAAAAGCAGAAAAGUAUUUUCAUCUUUGCACAAUACGGCCAGUAACUGCCUCCGAUCGGCCGUCGAUGUGGACGUCGAUGCUCGGGGACGUUUGUGGGUCCUGGAGGUGCCGGACAAUGAUGAUUGUUCGGCUAGGAUCGUGCUGUAUAACUUGAAAAGGAACAAUCAAUUGGUGUCAUCCACUGAUCUAACGAACGUGCCAACGAGUAACUUGAAAGCUCUCGUCGUCGACCGAUCGGGAUCCAGAGGAUACGUCGGAGAUGCUGGCGACGAAUCCAUCAUAGCUUUGAUGCCAGAGAAGGAAAGAUGGUGGAAGAUAAAGAUGAUACGCGAGCCGGAAAUGCCUCGGAUCUGCAGCACGGAUUUAGCCAUCUCCAGGAAGAACUCGGUGCUGUAUGCAACCGGUUCCUCCAGUCUCGACUUGUUCAGCCUGAAUCUGGAAGAGUUAUGGAGUCAAGGGGACAGUAUAUUUAACAGCAAAUCUCGCGAGGUUACGGUGAUCUGGCACGGCACCAAAAUGGCCGCCUCGUCCGGGCUGUUCUGCGAUGUCAAGGACGGCCUCCAUUAUUUCAUGUCCACGGAGAGAGCCAGCGUCCGCUGGGACACGAGGCUUCCUCUGAGAGCGGAGAGUCACUCGGUGCUCGUGCAGAACGAAGAUUGCCCGUGCAUAACCGACUACGCGCUGGACGGCCAAAAGAACUUGUGGGGUUUGAUAAACUCGGAAUGCCAACCGUCGACGGACGAUUCACCGAAAUGGCCUCUUAAAUCUAGGACCAUCAAAAUCGGGAAGUAUCCGACAUCUUAA
Molecule: messenger RNA, 1167 nt
Organism: Nomia melanderi (Alkali bee)
Lineage: Eukaryota; Metazoa; Arthropoda; Insecta; Hymenoptera; Halictidae
Source: RefSeq, a predicted model, not a curated record